This is a messenger RNA of Magnolia sinica, 1344 nucleotides long. RefSeq lists its product as uncharacterized. The transcript is spliced from 4 exons. Lineage: Eukaryota; Viridiplantae; Streptophyta; Magnoliopsida; Magnoliales; Magnoliaceae. The coding region runs from base 323 to 1078 and encodes 251 amino acids. The record is from RefSeq and is a predicted model, not a curated record.
AGCAGCGAUAGCUGUAAAAGCUCUGGAAUUUUUCUUGGACCCGCUCCCUCGAUUCUCUCAGAAAACCUUACUCCCGAUUUUCCAUCUCUCUCGCUCUCUCUCUCACUUUAAAUGCUGGAGGAGAGAGCUCUCCUUAGGAUUCGCAGAUCUCAACGAGCUCACGUUUUCAAAGGCGGACUUGUUCGGUUCUCGCGUUCGCAUCGGAUCUAGGGUUUCUUCAACUUUCUCGCUUCCCGUUUUAUCGAUUUAAGGAGAAGAAAUAUUCGACUUCUGUGAUUUAAAAGGUGGCGAAAGUAUAGGAAAAACACUGAUUAGGGUUGUUAUGGGAAGCACUGUUCCUAUAGAAAGAGAUCAUUCUAUCGAUCUCGAGUGUGGUGGGACGACUACUGAAGAAGAAGGAGUGAGAGAGCCGCUUACAGGUGUUGGUCAAGCAAAGAGAUUGUUUGGUAGGGUUUGGGGCGGAUGUGUGAGCUUUGAUGGAUCACUCAAAGGUGAAGUCACUGUUAAUUCGUUCAAUAAUUUCUCGAAUUCUGCCAAAGUUUCCAUUGACAAGGUGGAAUUGCUGAUGGAGAAAAAUUUGGGAGGGGAAGAGAAGGCAGGUCUUGUGGAGAACAACUUGGGGGCUGAGAAGCCUAAAAAGAAGAGCUGUAAAAAGCCACCCAAACCGCCCCGUCCACCCAAACCACCAUCGUUGGAUGCUGCUGAUCAGAAGCUUGUUAGAGAGAUUUCUGAGCUCGCCAUGCUGAAACGAGCAAGGAUUGAAAGGUUGAAAGCAUUGAAGAAGAUGAAAGCAGCUAAGGCUGCAUCCUCUAGUAGUAAUACUUGCGCCACAGUCAUCACUAUCAUCUUCUGCCUCGUUAUAAUCUUGCAAGGAGCGUUUUCCAGAAGCAGCGCGAAUGCACAUUUUCAGGGUUCUCCUGAGUCGGCAGUAGAGAUGAGGGGAGGUUUGAUUUCGGUUGAGUAUUACAAGAAUGCCUCCACAGGCAACACUUAUAGCACUGGUUCUGGAUCUCCGACCAUUGUAGAGCAGGUUUCUGGGUUGAGCGCCCAGGAAGAAGUGAGCAGAGCUUCAGGCUAACAGAAACUUCACAACAACAGAGAAUAAUACUUCCUCCUUUCCUAGAGAAAAAUAUCAGAGGUGGCCUGUUUGGGUAAAUAUGCUUGAAGCCUUCUCAUCUUCCUGUACACCGGUGUCAGUAACAUCUCGUUUAAAAAAAAUCGGUUUUGUACAUACGAACAGGUCAUGCCACUUGAUGCUAUGAAAAUGACCAAGAAGGCGCCCCAUGUAAAACAACACACGCAUGCUACUUUUGCUGAAAAUUAAGGCGCAUUUUUGUUAUUUUA